Molecule: messenger RNA, 4215 nt
Organism: Rhagoletis pomonella (apple maggot)
Lineage: Eukaryota; Metazoa; Arthropoda; Insecta; Diptera; Tephritidae
Gene: app
Product: palmitoyltransferase app
Exons: 9
Coding region: 664-2922 (752 amino acids)
Biological process (GO): protein targeting to membrane; peptidyl-L-cysteine S-palmitoylation
Cellular component (GO): endoplasmic reticulum; Golgi apparatus
Molecular function (GO): protein-cysteine S-palmitoyltransferase activity
Source: RefSeq, a predicted model, not a curated record
AAAUGCACCCUAAACAUAAACAUAAAUGUCAAUUACAAUGGCCGACAAGAAACUUUCGAGACCAAAAAGAGAUGUUUUGAAGCGAUGCCUUUUAGUUUCAAAAUAAAAGAAAUUCAACGAAAGCUGCUUCCUUAUAAUGUUUUGCCGUCCAAAUUGGCAAUGGCGAAAUAAGAAAAUGAAAAUCAUGGCUAGAGCAAAAUGGAAGCGAAAACAAACGCAAUAAGAUUGCAAUACUUAAAAUAGUUACAAAAAGUAUACAUAUUAAAUAAAAGCAAAAAUUAUUCAAAUACUGAUCGAAAUAUCAAUAGAAAAAAUAUACGUAUAAGAGUUUCGCGCCCGAUGUGCUAAGAAAAUUGCGUUACAUUCUUAGCGUUGCAUUUUGAAACAUUGACAAUAACGGCGAAGGCAUUUUCUAAAAGCGAGGAUCCACGCAAAUAAUUAAUUCAGUUUGACAAAUACCGAAAGCAAAGAAAGGAGGCCAGUAGAAAGAAACACCUUCCGCAUCAGCGUAUGAAAGAGAUACAAGAUAAUUUUGAUUUGUUCGUGCAAAAGGCCAAAAUCGCAUUGAAAAUUCGAGUUUAACGAAGCAAAAGAAGUUUGCCUGAAGGAUUGAUUAUCCGUCGAAAAUCGGGGGGCAAGCAGACGCAGAACACGACAAAACCAAUGAAUUUACUGUGCUGCUGCUGCUGCGGUAACAUGGCACCAAACACGAGGAUAACUCGCAAAUGGGAGCUGUUUGCUGGACGCAAUAAGUUUUACUGCGAUGGGUUGUUGAUGUCCGCACCCCACACGGGAGUUUUUUACCUGACUUGCAUUCUGAUUACGGGCACUAGUGCACUUUUCUUCGCUUUUGAUUGUCCGUUCCUUGCCACACGUAUAAAUCCUAUCAUUCCUAUUGUUGGUGCAGUGCUUUACUUCUUUACAAUGAGUUCCUUGCUACGAACAACCUUUUCAGAUCCUGGUGUUAUACCCCGUGCCUCUCACGACGAGGCUGCCUACAUAGAAAAGCAAAUUGAAGUGCCAAAUUCUCUGAAUAGCCCCACAUAUCGGCCUCCGCCACGCACUAAAGAGGUCCUUGUUAAAGGACAAACUGUGAAGCUGAAGUAUUGUUUUACUUGUAAAAUUUUCAGACCUCCACGAGCCUCCCACUGUAGUUUGUGUGAUAAUUGUGUUGAUCGGUUUGACCAUCACUGUCCCUGGGUUGGUAACUGUGUGGGGAAACGAAACUAUCGGUUUUUUUACUUAUUUCUAGUCUCAUUAGCAUUUUUAGCUGUAUUUAUAUUUUCCUGCUCUGUGACACAUUUAGUUUUAUUGAUGAAAGCAGAACAGGAAGUAUUUGAAGUGAUAAAAAAGGCGCCAUUUACUGUGAUUGUUGUGUUCAUUUGUUUUUUCUCAAUUUGGUCAGUUAUUGGUUUGGCAGGAUUCCAUACCUAUCUCACCACAAGCGAUCAAACAACAAAUGAAGAUCUCAAGGGAUCGUUUUCAUCCAAAGGGGGACAGCGCUCUAUAAAUCCGUAUUCACGGGGGAAUAUUUGCCUCAAUUGCUGCCAUAUACUUUGUGGUCCCAUGACACCGUCUUUAAUAGACCGCCGUGGGAUAGCGACAGAUGAUUAUAUUCUGCAAAUGCAACAACAUACCAGUCCACGACAUCCCUUGAGCGACGUGAUGAGUGCUUCUCACGUUGGUACAAGUGGAAUGAUUACGUCACAACCUGUGAUUUCUGGCGCUGGAGGUGGCAUUAACAUUGGUGGAAACGAUAUUAAACCCCGCUUGUACGAUGAGUCCAAUACAUCUUCGGCAACUUUAGGUGGUGGCAGUAACGGCAUAUAUCGGCCGCGAAGUUAUGAUAACUUACAAAACGGAAACUCCAAUAGUCUUGCGCACUUAGUUGACAACGAAAUUCCCCUCUCCCAAAUGGACAUAAUACCGCAAACACAAACAGCACAGAUGCAACGUCAAUUUCGACACCAUAAAGAUCGUGGUGCCCAAUCGAACACUCGAAUCUCGAAUCCUUCCGAAGGUGACAAUGUCAUCAGUAAUUUUGUUGAUUCUAGCGCCUGCCAUAGCGAAGAUGUUGUCGAGAUAGUUGGCAAAACUGAGGUUGUAGCUGCUGUAGCAGCAAUCGCUGCUACAAGUCAGGCUCGAGAACGCCAAAAUCGCUCAGGCAGCUAUAGUAACUUAUUUCGCGCAGAAAGUGGAUCGAUCAGCACCAACAUCCAUAUUGACAAUAGCCCCCCAACCAAAUUACCAACGAGUGUUUCGGCUAUUGAACGCUUGGAUAAAGAAUCGCCCGAUUAUCCGCCGGGAGCGAGCAUCUCAGACCUUUCGGUGAACAUUGACAUGAAAGAUUCUGAAGAGUUCGCGAAAAACACUCCAACUACUAGUGGUGAGAAACAACAGUCGAAUUUGGCGAAACUAUUUUCACAAGCCGAAAAUAUGUACAGCAAUGUCUCACAAAUCGACACUAAUGGAUUAAAAGCAACAGACGCUAAAGACAAUGACAAUGAAGAUCGCAACAACACCAGUUUACAUGUGUACUCAAACCUCAUGGAUGAGCAGAAACAGCAUAAACUGUCAUUGCAAAUGAGCCAACAACAGCACAAACAAAUAGCACAACAAAGUAUUAAACCAACCAGUGCAAUGAUUUCGUCCGCAUUAUUAAAUGACGAUCUGGACUUGGACGAUCCAGUUAGUGCGUCAUUUGUUGCACACGAAAGCGUAGAUUCAAGUUUCGCAGCUUCUAACGGUAUUGGAGGCGGAGGCGGAGGCGGUUCCACUACUUUGAAUGGCCUCAAUCGUUUGCGUAUACUAAACAACACAACCAUGAUAAAUACAGCACUGGACUUAGAUAGCUUAGAUGGGUCCAGCUUAGGAAACAACUCCCAGUCAUGCUUAGUCAAAGGAGCACCUCCAAUACCUUAACCCAAUUGAUACCCAAAACUUACAUUCUAAGUAUCAUAAUGAUGGACUAAAGAACGUCAGGGCCUGCGAGUGGCCGAUAGAUAACUCGUAACAGCCUUAAUUUGAUAGCACCUUCAAAGAUUGAGAACUACCAGAUGGCUUGUUGGAGGUGCAUAUGUGCCACCUAUGUAAUUCUGAUAAGUUCCUAACUCAAAAUUGCACUUGAUCCAUUUUUUAAAUACACGGUAAGCUCUUAAAUGUCCCAAUUACUGUUUUUACGCGGUUCGACAAAUUAGUUCUACAUUUCUACGCUACGCUGUGACUCGACGUCGUUUUUAUCUCAUCUCCAUGCUAUAUUUAUAUAUUUGUUGAGAUAACCAUUUUGAAGAUUCACAUGGACACUGUCAUCUUAUAUACGAUUUUUCCUUGUUUUUUUGCACAAGUUUUUUAAUCCCCCAACAAAGACUUUUAAAUUAGUAAUUGCAUAUAAAAAUUCAAUUUAUGAUUACGUGCUGAAAUAGAGUGAACAAAGGUGGCAUAUCUCAUAAAAUAUUAGUUAAACAAAUUACCUUCCCCUAUUAAUUCGUUUUUUUUUUAUGAAUUAGUAGAAUAACACAUAUGGGUAUUUCCUGGGUUACGGACGCGACAUUCGUACGACUUUAGAGUUAAAUGAAUCAUACGAAAACUGAAGUCACUUGUAAAAAAAAUUUGCUGUUGUGUAACUUUUAUACCGUCCUUUGGUUGACAAAAAACUAGGUGCGCUUGGAACACUGAAGUCGAGAAAAUCGAUGAAAAGUAGCGCAUAACGGACGCGACAAAAACAGAAGUGAUUUCAGAGUACAUGUUAAAACUAAGCAAAACUCUGCGAAUCGUGUAAGGUUUUCCUUUAUUAAACAUUUUUUAAAUAAAGUCUAAUUAUGGACCGUCACAACCAAUUCAUUUUUAAUCAGAAGCAAUUCGUUGUUGAUUUAAUUUUGAAUUAAAAUCUGGUAAGGGACGCGUCAUGUCGGACGCGACAGAUUUUCCCCCCAUACAAUAUUUUUACUAGUAACAAACACAUACUAAAUUUAAUUUUUUAUUUAAUUUUUUAGUUCUUCUCUCCACAGUUUCCCGUUUUCAAAACCUCUUUUCGCCAUCUGAAUACGAAAUAUAAAGUUAUAAAGCCGUUUAAAUUCAUUUACUUGCAUUUUCGGUUUACCUUUUUUGGGAAAUGCCCAUAUGUUAAUAUGCACCAAGACACAUUGAACAGGUAGUAUCAGUAGAGCAGCUGAUUUGAUUUUAUUUUGUCAAAUUAUUUGGUCUCGAAAAUGUAAG